Messenger RNA from Closterium sp. NIES-67, 2319 nucleotides. NCBI's taxonomy places the organism in Eukaryota, Viridiplantae, Streptophyta, Zygnematophyceae, Desmidiales, Closteriaceae. The record is from the annotation of a GenBank genome assembly.
CUCUGGGGGAGGCGCUUUGUGUUAGUUUCCAAUUUGCGGCUCUCAGGAGUCAGUGCUCGGCGAAUGGCGUGUACAGUUGCGCAUACGCUCUUCCGAGGAGUCCUAGCACAUGCGCCUAGGAGGCCUGUGGUGGUGCCCCCUGGUCGUUCGCACGCGACGGCUCGUUAGCAGCCUGCUGCAGCUGCAGCUGCGUAGACCGUCCCGUUGCGUGAGCACCAACGACUCGUCGGAAUGAUGAUGGCGAUGGUGGCUUGACCACUCCUCUGCAGGCGUCCUGUUACAGAAUCGAACCUCAGUCCGAAUAAGCGGCAGGGGCAUAGGUGCAUGAGAGUACUGUAGCAGCACUGUAGUAGCAGGUGCCCCCAAACCAAAGCAGUUCCUUCGGCGGAGGAGAGGAAGAUGACGAGCGGCAGAGGCGGUGCUGGAGAACGCCGAAUGAGUCGUUCGUUGGUGCGAAUGAAUGAGAGGGUGGGAGGGUUUCGCCGCGGGGAUGAUGCGCCGUGGUAUAUGAUAGGGGCCAAGAAUGUCAGUGUGCGGCGGAUGAUUUCCAGAGCCAUAAAUUUGGUCCUUUCCCACUGAACGCGAUUCUUUGUCAGAAGGUUGUUCUUUGGCGACUUGCUACUAGUAGGAAACAGACACAAAAGCACAACCCCCCGCCCCCCCAAACCUUCGUUCUGGGAUUUCGAUAGAAGCAGUUGAUUACUAUCAUGGCGGCAGAGUUAGGAGGAGCGAUGGUCGACGCGUCGCGGCUACUGAGAUACGACGCUCAAGUCACGCUGGCUUCAAACGCAACAGCAACAGCAUCAGCAUCAGCAUCAGCAGUGUCAUCAUCUCCAAUGGAUAUGGAGGACUUCGCAUCCAUGUCGCAGCGGCUACUAACAGCAGCGGCAGCAGCACCUGUAAGCACGACUACUGGUACUUCAGACGCCAAUGCAGCGGCCCGCAUGCUGCCGUUCGCGACGGCGCCGCUCGAAGCCGUGUACGCGGUCGCGCGGGAGGAACUGGGCCGGGGAGAGUUCGGCGUGGUGCGCACGUGCAUGCAGCGUGCGACGGGGCAGCUGCUCGCGUGUAAGUCCGUCGACAAGACGCGGCUAAGAGAAGGCGAGCGCGCGGGCGACUUAGAAAUGGAGCUGCUGUGCAUGGGCGCGCUCCCGCCGCAUCCGCACGUGGUCCAGCUCGCGAGCGUUCACGAAGACGCGUGCGACGUGCAUCUCGUGAUGGACCUGUGCGACGGUGGCGAUUUGUUUGAUCUUAUCGCCAAGGCUGGGCGACUGCCUGAGGCGUUCGCCGCGGACGUGUUUCGCCAGGUGGUGGAGGCAGUCGCGUUUUGCCACUCGCACGGGGUGCUGCACCUGGACGUGAAGCCGGAGAACAUCCUCGUUUGUAACAGCUCGCGGAACAUCUAUAACAAGGCCAGCGGCGUUGACAGCAUCAGCUCCCCAGCUUCCUCGCCUUCAAUUCAUGUGAAGCUGGCGGAUUUUGGGCAGGCGAUAAUGCUCACUCCCGGGCAGAAAGCCGUCGGCCUGGCGGGCUCUUCCUUCUACAUGGCCCCAGAAGUCGUCUGCGGGCGCGCAUACGACAGCAGCGCAGAUCUCUGGAGCCUCGGCGUGCUCCUAUAUGUCCUGCUGGCGGGAUACGUGCCCUUCUACGGGUCCGACCUCCCCCAGGUGUUCCUCGCCAUCUGCGCCAACGAGCCUGACAUGUCAGGCGAGCCGUGGACGGAGAUAUCUGAGGAGGCGAAGCACCUCGUGCGCUGCCUGCUGUCAGUGGACCCCACCAGCCGUCCCUCAGCGCUCCACCUACUCUCGCACCCGUGGCUCACACGCUCACAAGGGCUAGAAUCAGCCGCUGCUGCUACUGCUGCUGCUGUUGCUGCAGCUGCCAAAACGUCGCCCCUGCCGCUGCUUGCUGCAGCGGAGGCAUCGCUGCUCUCAGGACCAACCACACAGCUGACUUCAACCACCAACUCUCUGAUGGCUCCUGAGCAUGGUGCCAUGGCUCCUCCGAGUGGCCUCUUUCACUUUGCUGCUCUUGCGGAGGAAUCAGUUGGGCGCACGUCGAGCGGAAGCACGGGGCAAAGACGGAGAAGAAGGUGUCGUGAAGCUGCUGGUGACCUCAGGAGAUGCUGACCGUCUUACCUAAUACAUGACCUGAUUACUAACCCGUUACUAACUAACCUCAUUGGUGCUUCAUGAUGUGUACACUUGACUUGGGAUUAGGCUGGUAAACGUAACAAGAAACAUCUUGGGUUAUAGUGCAUACAAUGUUUUGGUAUGUUUGUUGUGAGUGCCAUGAAGCCAAUAAUGCCUCGUUUUCAUU